GAUUUGCACAGACAACCAGCACUCACAUUUUCUAAAGUAGCCUAAAUGUGAGGCGAUGUACCAAUCGAGUCAAUAUUAUUAUUAUUAUUAUUAUUAUUAUUACUGUAUUAUAAAAGGAGGUGAAAUUUGGCACACUGAUUGUAUUUCUUUAAAGUGCAUUUUUAUAUUGGUCUAAUUGAAAAUCAUGGUUUCCAGUUAAAACCUUAAACAAAUAAGAAAAAAAUAAAAGAAACAAUUUUUAAAAGAGUAGUUUCGCUUCACAUCACUGUUAAUAUGCAGAAUACAUACUGGCUAGGUUUACUGACUGCAGAAUUUAUUGUGGGAUUUAUUUAUUUUUCUGGUGUUUUUUUUUUUUUUGUCCAUAACAGAAAAUAUAUUUAAAAAAUCCAUCACAGUAAACAAUUAAGGUCUUUUUAAAGAGAAUAUUGAUUUAGUAACAUAUACUGAAAAAAAAUGGAAAACACAGAAUGCGAUUUUGUCAUUAUACUUUAUUUGAUGUGUUUUGAUUUUAUUUUCAGGACUUUUAGAAUGCUUAUCGUUGUUUCCUUUGUUUCAUUUUCCCACUCCUUGUUUGUUACUAUGGUUAUUGAUUGAGUACUCCCACCUGUUCAUGUUUAGUUUGUUAUCCUUGUGUAUUUAAAGGUGCGUUCACGCCAUAUCGUAAUUACUGUACAGUGUGUAAGCUAGGAGUUUUCUGAAAGUUCCCUUGUUUACCACGUGGCCGCAGUACUACCUGACCACUGUACAUUCAUUAAGGCGUUGAUAGUGGUGCCAUAGAAACACUUAAUUCCCAGUCCGAGGACGUGAACAGCUCUGAAUAUAACGUCACGUGUAACAUCACAUUAUGGCAAUUACGCGGUAGCGUGAAUGCAGCAUAGGUCCCUCCAUUUGUCCCGUUUCUUGUCCAGUAUUGUUUGUGCCUUGCAUGCUGUUUUGUUGAGUUUGCCAGUAUUGGAUUACCUGAGUUUACUUUAAUAAAUACACUGCACUUUGAUCGAGACUUUGCAUCUUAUCUUCUUCACUGGACUGAAAAUUAUUUGUGUUCUAUACAACAAUAUUGUUUUUUUGUUUUUUUGUUUUUUUUUUUUGCUUUCAAUUUAUGUAAUUCUCUAUGUGCAAUCUAUUAUACAUAUAAAAUCACUUUGAGAGUACUUAAUUUGGUUACUUUAAAAUAACUUAAUUCAGUGGGUCAAUAACUUAAUUGCUGGUGAAGUAUCUGUUUGCUUUUGUCAGGUAUUGGCUAUGCAGGACAGCUGAUAGUGCUGUACAGCUGCAUGUAUUACAUCAUCAUUCCGGCCUGGGCAUUUUUCUACCUAAUCUCUUCUUUCAGCUCCCAACUGCCAUGGGACAGCUGUGACAACACCUGGAACACAGAUGAUUGUGUAAAUCUCGCUGCAAAGAAUCUGACCCUAAACUGGACAACGCUGAUUAAUUCAACCUCUGCAGUUACUGAGUUCUGGAAACACAGAGUGCUGGCUCUAUCUGGAGGUAUUGAGGAGGUUGGUAAAAUCAACUGGGAGAUUCUUCUGUGUCUCAUUGCAAUGUGGAUCAUAUGUUAUUUCUGUGUCUGGAAAGGAGUCAAAUCUACAGGCAAGGUAGUGUAUUUCACAGCCACAUUUCCUUAUGUGAUGCUACUGGUGUUGCUGAUUCGUGGGUUGACUCUUCCUGGAGCUCUGCAGGGUGUUGUGUUUUACCUGUACCCUGAACCGGCUCGUCUCGCUGACCCACAGGUUUGGAUGGAAGCAGGAGCUCAGAUCUUUUUCUCCUAUGCUUUAGGAACAGCCUCUCUUACUGUAUUAGGCAGCUACAAUAAAUAUAACAACAACUGCUACAGGGACAGCUUAUGGCUUUGCCUUCUGAACAGUGGCACCAGUGUUGUAGCUGGCUUUGCUGUCUUCUCAGUCCUGGGCUUCAUGGCUCAAAAGCAGGGUGUCCCCAUUGAGGAGGUGGCAGAAUCAGGUCCAGGACUAGCAUUCAUAGCUUAUCCACAGGCAGUAGCUAUGAUGCCUUUCCCUCAGUUGUGGGCUGUUUGUUUCUUUAUCAUGAUUAUUUUGCUGGGACUAGAUACACAGUUUGUUGCGAUGGAAGUUUUCAUGACAUCAGUGAUGGACCUGUACCCUAUGGUACUGCGCAAAGCUGGACGUCGAGAAAUAUUGCUUCUACUUUUCUGUCUUGUUUGCUUCUUCAGCCAACUUGUCAUGGUUACAGAGUUGUUUGACUACUAUGCUUGCAGUGGAGCCUGUCUACUUUUCCUCUGUGUGUUUGAGUCUUUGGCCAUGGGUUGGGUUUUUGGGGCUGAGAGAAUGUUUGACGUCAUUGAAGACAUGACAGACUCACGACCCAAUUACAUGUUCAUGCUGUGCUGGAAAUACCUGACUCCUCUCGUGUCCCUGGUGUCAUUUGUCUGUUCAAUGGUGAAGUACAAGCCUCUCACUUUUAACCGCUGGUAUGUGUACCCGGACUGGGCGUACGCACUAGGCUGGUUACUGGCCCUGUCUUCCAUUCUGCUGGUGCCUGGAUGGGCACUGAUUCGAAUGUUUACUGAGAAAGGAAGCCUAAAACAGCGUUGGCAUCACCUGUGCAGUCCUGACACAAACCUCCCUUUUAUCUGUAAGCAAGCUGACACACAAGAAAAGACCUUCAUCACAGAGAUGGAAGACUUAGUCAGGAGCAACACAAACUAAAAGAUGCUCAGCCUUGCUAUUUAUUUCAGUUUGUUUUUAGUAAUCUUUGUAUUUUAAUCAAAUAUUCAUGUCUUUGACGAAAGCACACAAGGGUGCCUGAAUUUCAAAAUGUAUGUCACUGAAACGUUCUUGUGCUUUCACAUGCCUGAUACAUGCCAGACUUAUGUGUUCCUGCAAUAGGUUGUUUGCACAUGAUGUCACGGGGUGGAAAUGCAGAUGGAGGGCAGGAAGUGAUUUUCUACAUAGGGAAGCAUGAAAUGCCUAUGUUACUGAAUUUCAUGCUUAACCAGAAUCACGUCAUUGCAAGCAAGCUAUUGAGUGUAAAAUUGGUGUGCUGACCUUUGUAUUGCAGUUAGUUUGCACACGUUGUGGUUUGUGUGUGCUCUGGUGUCAAAACAGUGUUGUAGUUCUUUUGCUAUCAGGUAGUGAUUUUUCUUUUCUUUCUUACAUUGAUUCGGUAUUAAAAGGUAUCGUAUCUAUCUUAUAUUAACUAUUUUUAUGUUAUAGGAAGCUGUAGGGAGAGGUUGCUACUUUUUCUUUUCUAAUACGUUCAUCCAAUGUGUUUGGUUAUUCAGGGAGUGGAGGGAAGCUUAUGCUGUUUUUCUUUCUUUUACCUGUAUAGGUCAUUUAGUAAAUUAAUCAGCUAUUCAUGUCCUUGAUUGAAGAUUAACCGCUUCCAUUUUCUUUGUUUAACUAAAAUAAAUAACUUUAACUUGCAUCAUCAAGUGGUUGACUCACAUUUCUGGGGCAGAGGACUGAAGGGAAUCCUCCACAUUUAUGUUUCUCCUUUUUAAUUUAAUUUAAUCCUGUCACCUUCUCUCAACCCUAGACUGGAAAAGCUUGUAUCAAUGAA
This is a messenger RNA of Megalobrama amblycephala (Wuchang bream), 3537 nucleotides long. Its product is annotated as sodium- and chloride-dependent GABA transporter 2-like. Gene Ontology annotation, biological process: sodium ion transmembrane transport. The record is from RefSeq and is a predicted model, not a curated record. NCBI's taxonomy places the organism in Eukaryota, Metazoa, Chordata, Actinopteri, Cypriniformes, Xenocyprididae. The coding region runs from base 1275 to 2684 and encodes 469 amino acids. The transcript has 12 exons. Gene Ontology annotation, cellular component: membrane.